AUGAAUGAACACGAAUUAGAAGAGGAAAUUGGUUCACCGUUAAAUGUAGCCAACAUUGUUGAUGAAGAAGAACUUCUUGCGGCACAAGAAGCAGCAGAGGCCGCCAAUUAUGCGCAACAAGCUGAUCCUGGUGAUGUUUUCCAUAAUGUCCAAGAAGGUUUAGAAGGUGUACAUCGUGAUAUGCUUAUGAAUUAUUGGCAGCAAACAAUCAACAACAUUGAAAAUUCAAACUUUGACUUUAAAUCACAUCAGUUACCUUUAGCUAGAAUCAAAAAAGUUAUGAAGACGGAUCAAGAUGUCAAGAUGAUUAGUGCGGAAGCACCCAUUCUAUUUGCCAAAGGGUGUGAUAUUUUCAUUACUGAGUUGACGAUGAGAGCAUGGAUCCAUGCGGAAGAGAAUAAACGAAGAACAUUACAGAAAUCAGAUAUUGCUGCCGCAUUAACAAGGUCGGAUAUGUUUGACUUUUUGAUUGAUGUUGUACCAAGAGAAGAAGAAAAGCCGAAAAAAUCAUAUAAUAAUCAUAAUAACACAGAUCCGCUGAACCUGAGUAGUCGGACCCAGUUUCAAGAGGAUCAAGUGGUUGGCAGUCAAUACCCGCAGCAGCAGCAGCAGCAUCAGCAGCAAGCACCACCAACAUCAAGUCAACCAAUUCCACAACAAUCACAGGACCAAAUCUCCCAACAACAACAACAACAGCAGCAGCAGGUAAAUGAAACAGAGCAGGUGGUGCAGGAUAAUCACAAUAUCUCAAAACACCCAAACCAAGAAACAGAGCUGAUACCUCAUCAACAAGCAGUAGAUCAGCAGCCAGAGCCACAACAACCACAAGAAGAGGAACAGCAACAGCAACAGCAGCAGCAGCAAAUAGGAACUGAUACACAACCAGCUGCAAUAAAUGAAUCAGGGAACCAAUGGGUAUAA
This is a messenger RNA of Lodderomyces elongisporus, 921 nucleotides long. RefSeq names its product Hap5p (gene HAP5). The record is from RefSeq and is a predicted model, not a curated record. The transcript has a single exon. Bases 1 to 921 code for a protein of 306 amino acids. Gene Ontology annotation, cellular component: CCAAT-binding factor complex; nucleus. Gene Ontology annotation, biological process: regulation of transcription by RNA polymerase II. Lineage: Eukaryota; Fungi; Ascomycota; Pichiomycetes; Serinales; Debaryomycetaceae. Gene Ontology annotation, molecular function: DNA-binding transcription activator activity, RNA polymerase II-specific; protein heterodimerization activity; RNA polymerase II cis-regulatory region sequence-specific DNA binding.